This is a messenger RNA of Rotaria sp. Silwood2, 843 nucleotides long. The record is from the annotation of a GenBank genome assembly. NCBI's taxonomy places the organism in Eukaryota, Metazoa, Rotifera, Eurotatoria, Philodinida, Philodinidae.
AUGGCUAUGAAUAAUACAAAUUCUUAUCAUACUCGUUCAUUACAUGAACAAUAUAACAAUAAAAUAAACAAUUAUUGCUCUAAACCACGACAAGACUUCAAUAUGUUAGGACUAAAUCCAUUUCAACCAUUAAAAUCAUUUCGUAUCGGUGAAAUUAAUCGUUUUGCAACUAUGCAACAUUUGUUAUCAUUUGUCGAACAAAUUGAUAAAACAAAAACAUUUUCAAUUGAUACAGAAAGACACCCUCAACUAGGAAUGGUUACUUUAAUUAAAAUUGAAUUAAUACAAGUCGAACAAAAGGAAUCUAUUGUAUUAUGUUUUGAACUAUUACAUUUACCUUUUGCUGGUACACCAUUAUUUUUAAUAGUAGGAUUAUUACUAAACAAAAUCUUUCAUCCAUCAAAAAGAAUCUUCGUUUGGUCUAAUGACAAUAAAGAAGCUCUUCAGACAUUUGUAUUAUACAAAUAUCUUGCGAAGUCAACAUUGGGUGACACAAAUAUCAUUAUAUUACAACUACCAUUCAAACAAUGGUACAACAAAACAUUUAAACACCACGAAAAAUGCCAUGUAACAUCAGUUAUAAAUCACGAUGCUUAUUGUUGUAUUUGUCCAUAUCGUCCAUAUAAGAAUCUCAAUAAUCAAUGGGCUCUGGAAAAAGCAAUAAAUCAUGUAUUCCAAGAAUUUAUUCGUCAACCAAAUGGAAAUUAUAUAGAUCAUAGACAAAAUUUUAUUUACAGUGUCUAUCGUUGUUUAGCAAUUAGCAAAUUAUUGAUGGUCGUAGAACUUGACUGGACCCUCGAUCAAUUACAUCAAUUCAAAAAAUUUCACCAAGGUAAAAUUUAA